Molecule: messenger RNA, 5274 nt
Organism: Dromiciops gliroides (monito del monte)
Lineage: Eukaryota; Metazoa; Chordata; Mammalia; Microbiotheria; Microbiotheriidae
Product: zinc finger protein 850-like
Exons: 6
Coding region: 465-4193 (1242 amino acids)
Biological process (GO): regulation of transcription by RNA polymerase II
Cellular component (GO): nucleus
Molecular function (GO): RNA polymerase II cis-regulatory region sequence-specific DNA binding; DNA-binding transcription activator activity, RNA polymerase II-specific
Source: RefSeq, a predicted model, not a curated record
UGCAUCAUGGGAAUGCUUUUCCUCCUCUCGGAGUGCAAUUCUGCUCUGCUGAGUUUGAGAGAAGGGAGGAAGGGCGCAAGCGCGGCACCGGCUCUCCGCUCCCUGCAGCCUGUUCCCUCAGAGUCACCAAAGUGGGCGAGGGAGGAAAGGUCCCAGCUUUACUGGAAGGGGAAAAUGGUGGGGGAUGCCCCUAGAAGAAGACUCUUGUCCUGACACUUUUCCCUGGAGUUCCAGGACAGUGCCUGAUGGGAAGGAAGAGAUUCUGGAAGGUCCAGCUGUUCCUGGUCAUCCUGGCUGGACCAAGAGGUCUUGAGUGGAGUCAUGUUGGGAGAAGAGCUCGGAGGUCAUGACUCUGGAGGAGUUGGCCUGAGUACUUGGGGGAAGAAGUGAAGAUUUCCAGAGGAUCGGCAGGGAGAAGGGCAUGUUGCCAGUGUGGGGAUGGCUCAGGAGAGGUCUUGUGAAGGAUGGACCAGGAGGGGAGAAAUGAACUGUCCCAGCAGCUGACCCCCAUCCUUCUCUUCCUUGCUCUCCUCCGCUGCUCCACAGGCAGCGUCAGUGCGCCAGCACUCUCUGUCAGGCUCCUUUCACAGUUGGAAAGCCCCUGGGACGGUGAAAGAGCUCAGCCUUCCAGGGACUGCCCUUCCCCAGGCAGAGGCAUGGAGGGUACGGAGAGAAUGACUUCUGGUUUCCUUAUAGCCACAUUUCAGGAAUCUGUGACAUUCAAGGAUGUGUCUGUGGACUUCACCCGGGAGGAGUGGAGGCACCUGGAUCCUGCCCAGAGAGCCCUGUACAGGGAUGUGAUGUGGGAGAACUAUGAGAACCUGGUCUCUGUGGGGAUUCCUGUUUGCAGACUGGAUCUGACCUCCCUGUUGGAGAAGCAAGAAGCAGCAUGGAAUCCAGAGAGCAGAGGCCCAAGAGCGUCUUGUCUGGAUUCCCUUAAUAAGGAGAUGAAAUUUAAGACAAGAAACUCAAGUCUGAUACAGAACAUUUGCGUAGAAGCAUCAUCCAAGAAGAGACUGCAAAAGGGCUCAACCUGGCAUUGCAAGAUGAACAAAUCUGAGGAAUAUGAUGUUGAUUUAGAAAAACCAAAGGGCAACCUGGAGAGACAGUCCAGAGAAGUAACAGUCACUCCCAAAUCAACUUUUAAUAAAGGAAGUGGACCUCAGAGUAAUACAUCUGGGAGAAGAUUUAGCUUUGAGUCAGUCUUUGUUGCACUUUGGAGAGGAACAAUGGGGGGGAGUCUCUAUAAAUAUAAGACACUUAGAAAGGGCACCAAAGAUUUUCCUGCCCCAAUUACUUGUAAUACAUUCUCUUUAGGGAGGAAUUUUCCCAAGUAUAUCCACUGCAAACAGCCCUUUAGGUACCACUCAGACCUAAUUAAAUUUCAUAGAAUACAUGCUGGACAGAAGCAGUGUAAACACAAGAAAUGUGGCAAAGCCAUUGGCAGGAGGUUGAAUUUUAUUGGUUAUAAGAAUAGAGAGAAAUGUAAGUGUAAGAAAUAUGAGAAAGCCUUCAGCUACAAGGGAAACUUGACUAAACACAAAAGAAUUCAUAUGAGAGAAAAACCUGUUGAAUGUAAUGAAUUUGAAAAAGUCUUCAGUGAGAAGGGAUAUAUUACUCAUCAGGGAAUUCACACUGGAGGGAAACCCUUUGAAUGUAACAAAUAUGGGAAAGCCUUCAGUAAGAAGGGACUCCUUAAUAGACAUCAUAGAAUUCAUACUGGAGAGAAAUGCUUUAAAAAUAAUGCGUGUGGAAAAGUUUUCAGUGACGGUGCAGAAUUUAUUACCCAUAAGAGAAUUCAUACUAGGAAGAAACUUUUUGAAUCUAGUGAAUGUGGGGAAGGCUUUAACCAGAGAGAACACCUUAUUAGUCAUCAGAGAAUUCAUAUUAGAGAGAAACCCUUCGCUUUUAAUGAGUGUGGAAAGGCCUUCAGUGAGAAGGGAAACCUUAUUGCACUUCAGAGAUCUCAUACUGAUGAGAAACCCUUUGAAUAUAAUGAAUGUGGAGAAGACUUUAGCCAGAGGGAAACCCUCAUUAUUCAUCAGAGAACUCAUACUGGAGAGAAAUGCUUUAAAAGUAACAAGUGUGGAAAAGCUUUCAGUGACAGUGCACAGUUUAUUAUCCAUAAGAGAAUUCAUACUAGAGAGAAACCUUUUGAAUGUAAAGCUUGUGGGAAAGCUUUUAAUAGUAAGAAAAGGCUUUAUAGACAUCAGAGAAUUCACACUGAAGGGAAACCUGGAUGUAAUGAAUGUGGGGAAAGCUUCAACCAUAGGGAAAGCCUUAAUAAUCAUCAGAAAACUCAUACUAGAGAGCAACCCUUUGCAUGUAGUGAGUGUGGGAAAGCCUUCAGUGAUAGUCAAAUACUUAGAAGUCACCAAGGCCUUCAUACUGGAGAGAAACCUUUUGAAUGUAAUGAGUGUGGGAAAGCCUUCAGUGAAAGGGGUCGCCUUAAUAGACAUGAGAGGAUUCAUACUGGAGAGAAACCGUUUGAAUGUAAUGAAUGUGGGAAAGCCUUCAGUGAGAGUGGACAUUUUAUUAUUCAUCAGAGAAUCCAUACUGGAGAGAAGCCAUUUGAAUGUAAUGAAUGUGGGAAAGCCUUCAGUGAGAGGGGAAGCCUUAAUAGACAUCAGAGAAUUCAUACUGGAGAGAAACCCUUUGGAUGUAAUGAAUGCGGGAAAGGCUUCAACAGGAGGGAAAACCUUAUUAGCCAUCAGAGAACUCAUACUAGAGAAAAACCCUUUUCUUGUAAUGAGUGUGGGAAAACCUUUAGCCAGAGGGGAAACCUUACUACCCAUCAAAGAACUCAUACGGGUGAGAAACCCUUUGCCUGUAAUGAAUGUGGACAAGCCUGUAGUCAGAGAGCAAGUCUCAUUUAUCAUCAUAGGAGUCAUACUGGAGAAAAACCCUUUGACUGUAAUGAAUGUGGGAAGGCCUUCUGUGAGAGAGGAAACCUCAUUGCACAUCAGAGGACUCAUACUGGGGAGAAACCCUUUGAAUGUCAUGAAUGUGGAAAAGACUUUAGCAGGAGGGAAAACCUUAUUAGUCAUCAGAGAACUCAUACUGGAGAGAAACCUUUUGAAUGUAAUGAAUGUGGGAAAGCUUUUAGACAAAAGGGAAGCCUUAUGACCCAUCAGAGGAUUCAUACUGGAGAGAAACCCUUUAAUUGUAAUGAAUGUGGGAAAGCCUUUAGUGUGAGGGGAAACCUUAUUGCUCAUCAAAGAACUCAUACUGGAGAAAAACCCUUUACCUGUAAUGAAUGUGGGAAAGCCUUCAGUGGAAAGGGGUAUUUUAUUACACAUCAGAGAACUCAUACUGGAGAGAAACCUUUUGCAUGUAAAGAAUGUGGGAAAGCUUUCAGUGAACGGGGAAGCCUCAAUAGACAUCAAAGAAUCCAUACUGGAGAGAAAACCUUUGCAUGUAAUGAAUGUGGGAAAGCCUUUAGCCAAAGGGCAAGUCUUAUCACCCAUCAGAGAACUCAUACUGGAGAGAAACCUUUUCCAUGUAAUGAUUGUGGGAAAGCUUUCAGACGGAGGAGAAACCUCAUUACACAUCAGAGAAGUCAUACUGGAGAUAAACCCUUUGUUUGUAAUGUAUGUGGGAAAGCCUUCAGUGAGAGGGGACACUUUACUACCCACCAGAGAAUUCAUACUGGAGAAAAACCCUUUGAAUGUAACGACUGUGGGAAAGCCUUCAGUGAGAAGGGAAGCCUUACUAGACAUCAAAGAACUCAUACUGGAGAGAAACCCUUUGCAUGUAAAGAAUGUGGGAAGGCCUUCAGUGGGAGAGCAAACCUUAUUAGACAUCAAAGAACACAUACUGGAGAGAAACCAUUUGCAUGUAAUGAAUGUGGAAAGGCCUUCAGUGGGAGAGCAAACCUUGUUAGACAUCAGAGAAGUCAUACUGGAGAGAAACCUUUUGCAUGUGAUGAAUGUGACAUAGCUUUCAGUAGGAAGGCAAACCUUAUUGCCCAUCAGAGAGUUCACACUGUUGAACAACCCUUGGAACAUAGAGAACAUGAGAAAGCUUUCAUUAAGAGGGAACUACCCAAAAAUUGCCAGAGAAUUAAAACUGUACAAAAACCUUUUGCUUGUAAUGAAUGUAAGAAGUCCUUCGGAGAGAGGAAGCAUCUUAUCACUCAUCAAAGAGUUCAUACUGGAGUGAAGCAUUUUGAUAAUAAUAAAUACAAAGAAUAGUUUUUAAUGGUUUUGUGUCAGCCUCGCAGGAGGUCUCCAGUGCAGUGCUGGAAGUCUCUUCUUGACUUGUACUUAACAUUUAUGUCUGUGACUUGGAGAAAGGUUUAGACGGUGUGCUUGUCACAUUUACAGUUGACACAAAGGUGAAAGGAAGAGCUGAAACACCAGAUGAGAGUUAGGAUCCAGAAGGAUAUUGAUAGGCUGGAGUACUAGGAUGAUUCUAGUAAGGUGAAAUUCAGUGGGAAUAAAUAUCAAGUCGUAUCCUAGAGUACAAAAUUCCAUUUCACAAAUAUAAGAUGUCAUGGCAUGGUUAGACAGCAGUUCUGAAAAAACAUCUUGGAGUUUUAGUGGCCUGCAAGCUCAACAUGAGUUAACAAUGUAAUGUGGGAGACAAAGAACCUAAUGUGAUUUUAGGCUACAUUAAGUAAAACAUAGAUUCUAGGAAUUAUGGAGCAAAUAGUAACACCACUCUGCCCUCCUCUGACAUCUGAAUUCUGUGUUUACUUCUGAGCAGCAGGUCACAAGGUUGCUAUUGAUAAGGGAAAGAAUAUUUAGGAAAGGGCGGCUCAGAUGAUGCCUUGAGUCCAUGUCAUGAGGAAUGGGCUUAGAGGAACUGGACAUGUUAACCCUGGUAAAGAGAAAACAGGAACAUGGUUCUGUUUUCAAGUAAUUGAAAAGCUAUCACGUGAGACAGAUUAGGUGUUUUGUUUGACCCUAUAGGACACAACUAGGAUCAGUGUGCAGAUGUUGCAAAAAUUUUAAUGUAGGUUUCUUAUGAGAAAAAACACUCCAUAACAAUUGAAGUAUAAAAAUAGACUGCCUGGGGAGGCAGUGGAUUCCUCCUCAGAUGUCUUCAAACAAAAGCUAUAUGACCAUUUGUUGGAUAUUUUCUUACAAUAUCAUUUCUGUUUCUGUUUGAGAUUGGAAUGGAUAACCACUGGAGUCUAUCUCAAAUUUUAUGAUUCUGUGAAUUGACUUCACUAAGAAUGGGCUAUAUGUGAAAGUCGAUGCCCAUUUAUUGGGGAUGGAUGGGCAGAUUGUAGUAUGUGAAUUUAAAUGGAAUAAUUCUGACCUGUAAAAA